AUGGCUGAGAGGGACACCAGACCAGAGGGGCUCGCUCCCGCACCCGUUGCGCCAGACCUCACUAUCAAGCCCCCGAACCCGCUGGCUCUGGCAACGAGCAAAAAGGUCGAGAUGGAGGCCAAGAUGCGCGAGACCAAGUGGAACACGACGAACCUGGGCAUGCGCCUAGGCGCCGACUUCAUCAGCGCCGCCUGCGCCGGAACCUUGGUCGCUCCCAUCGUCUCCAUUAUUGAUCGCUCGAUCAUGGAAAACGCCUCCGGCCGCCGCAGUCUGGGCGAAUCCGUAAAGUCCUGCCUCCGCGAACUCGUCCUCCGCCCCCACCACGUCGUCUUCAGCAAACCCUUCGCCCUCAUCUUCGCCCUCUACGGCGGCACCUACCUGACCGCGAACACCCUCGACACCGCCGUCUCGACCGUCCAGAACAAGAGCCCCUCCCACGUCACCGCCGGCACCGGCAAGUUCGCCGCCUCGAGCACCGCCAACAUCGGCAUCUGCAUGUACAAGGACCAGGUCUACGUCCGCAUGUUCGGCCCGCCCGGCGUCACCCCGCGCGCUGUGCCCAUGAUAUCCUACGCCCUCUUCGGCCUGCGCGACUGCUUGACCAUCUUCGCGAGCUUCAACGUCCCGCCACGCAUGGGGCCGUGGCUGAACGAGCGCAUGGGAGAGGAAGUCGCGAAAAAGGUUAGCGGGUUGACCGUCAUGCAGUUCGCGGCGCCGGCCAUGGUGCAGCUCGUGAGCACGCCGCUGCACCUGCUCGGCCUGGACGUGUACAACCGCCCUAGUGCCGCGGGUGCGGUUGUGACGUGGAAGGACCGCUGGCAGAUCGUGGCCAAGAACUGGGGCAUCAGCACAAUGGCGAGAAUCUGCCGUAUCAUCCCGGCAUACGGUGUUGGCGGUGUCGUCAACCGCAAGGUUAGGUUGAGCAUGAUGGAGAAGCUGGAAUGA
Messenger RNA from Colletotrichum karsti, 945 nucleotides. RefSeq lists its product as uncharacterized. Bases 1 to 945 code for a protein of 314 amino acids. The record is from RefSeq and is a predicted model, not a curated record. Gene Ontology annotation, cellular component: mitochondrion. The transcript has 2 exons. NCBI's taxonomy places the organism in Eukaryota, Fungi, Ascomycota, Sordariomycetes, Glomerellales, Glomerellaceae.